Molecule: messenger RNA, 3561 nt
Organism: Paramisgurnus dabryanus
Lineage: Eukaryota; Metazoa; Chordata; Actinopteri; Cypriniformes; Cobitidae
Biological process (GO): inflammatory response; immune response; toll-like receptor signaling pathway
Cellular component (GO): plasma membrane
Molecular function (GO): transmembrane signaling receptor activity; protein binding
Source: RefSeq, a predicted model, not a curated record
UGUGGCAGAAUAUCCUGUUGACACAUCAUGUACUGGAAAACCAAACACUGCAUUCUGCAGUCCAGUCACUGAUAUUAAAGAGGAUCUCCGCGGACUUUCAUCAAAUUUACAGAACCUCUGCAUUCAUGUCAGUCUUCAUAUGAAGUAUGUUGGUGUCUUGGCUCCAGGCUCAUUUUCACGCUUCUCUUCUCUGGAAUACCUUAAAAUUGAUGGAUGUUUUUCCAAGAUCUCUCCAGAAGCUUUUAUUGGAUUGUUUAAUUUAAAGUCAUUGAAGUUGUCUACCACCCUUAGAAAAAACUUUUGUGAAGUAGCUGUUGAUCUCAGUGGUCUUCCUUCACUUAAAACAUUGUCUCUUACACAGUAUAAUUUUUCAUUAAUGGCACCAAAUGUGUUUGAUACAAUUCCUCAGUUAGAGAAAUUAAGCAUAGUCGAUGGGUGUUUAAAAGAUCUGUCUGAGAUUCUGUGUCGAGUGGUAAAUUUAAAAUCACUAAAAGGGUUUUAUCUUGAUGAUCAAGAUUUAAAUAGUCUCCGGUUCCCAAACUGCUCCAUUUACAACAUCUCUAACAGUAACAUAUCUACUGUAUACAAUAUUGAAGACGUCUGUUUGAGUUUAGGAUCAAUUGAGCACAUAGAUGAAGGGGCUUUGAAAAUUUUUGGAAAUUUAUCUGAUCUGGAUUGUGAUUUCAGAUCAGAUUUUCUCAGAGAUCUUUCUAUGACUGGAGUAAAUCAAAUCAAUAGCUUGCAUACUUCUGUGGAUGCACUUAACAUUGAUGAGUUGUGUUACGCAGCAAAGUUAUAUUCUAUUAAAUCUAUAGAUGUUUUUUACCACACUAUUAACUUGCCAGCUAUGUCUACAAAUAUCUCUGAAGAUUGUAAGGAAAUUGUAGACAUUACUCUCACAAUAUUCAGAUUAUCUAAAUUUGUACCUUUAAACAUAGGUUUGAUCUUUCAGUUUUUUAGCAAUCUCUCAACAUUUGAUGUAAGUGAUCAUGUGCUCAGAUCAAAUGAUUUUAAAUCUCUUUGUUUGUCCAAUCCACAGUUAGUUGAACAGCUGUCUCUUAUGCGUCUAAACUCAAAUAACAUAAGUCAGAUCAUUUCUCACCAGUUCAUGUGUUUCACAAAUCUUGAGCAUUUGGGUUUAAUUUCAAGUAAUAUUUCCAUCAUAGAAGAUUUUGCUUUCAGUGGAUUAGACAAACUAAAGGAUUUAGACCUCUUUCAGAACAAGUUAUCUUACAUUUAUCAAGACACAUUCAGUGGUCUGUAUGAACUGAUGGUCCUAAAUCUUCAAGAAAACCCUAUCAUUCAAAUUAAAUCAAAUUCAUUUGGACAUCUUAUUAACCUUCGCACACUUCUUUUAGGAGAUUUAAAGUUUUCACCUAACAUGUCACAGGUCAAGCUGCAUUUAUCUGAUAUAUUCGGAAGCGUCCCGUAUAAUCUGAGUCAGGUGUCUAUUAGUUCAGGCUCGAGACCAUUGCGCUUGAUCAUUGGUAAUAUUACACUGAAUCAGAGUCUUGACCUCCAAAUCAAAGGUCAAUAUGUGACAGUUGAGGAUUGUGACAGUCCACUCUUGACAUCUGUAGUCACACUUCAAAUGAUUGCAGAAUAUGUCAUCUGUGGAAAGGAGUUUAUUGGGAAAUAUGUUAAAUCAGUUGUUCAUCUGAAAUUCACAUCAACGUUUUCAGACAACAUUGUUGACUUAGCAGUAAUAAAUCAGCUUGUUCAUUUAAAAACUCUAACGCUGGUAAACAUUGAUUAUUCAAAGCAGCCAAAUGUGCCAAUAAUGUUUCACAACUUGACAGAAUUACGAACCUUGGUCUUGGGGAACUGUAAAUUUUUUUUCAUGGAUGGAAGUCUAACAAAGGACCUAAAGGCGCUGACAUCUCUGGUGUUUAAUCCAUUGAAUGAUGUAAACAUUUUUCAAACCUUUGUUGAACGUCUUACUAAUUUAAAAUAUCUCCAACUUAUGGGGUUACGAUUGCACUGCAGUUGUGAUAAUGCUUGGCUGAUCUCAUGGAUGAACAACAGGCAGGUUCAGGUUUCUGUGGUUGGGCCCACCAUGGAGGAACUGCAGUGUUUAACUAAUAAUGGAGUUGACCAUCUGAACUUUGUUCAUUACACACAGGAGAACUGUUCAUUUGAUAUUGAAUUUGUGCUCUUCGCCUCAACUUCUGCUUUUUUAUAUUUGUUUAUGUUUAUAGCGUUGUCAUAUCAGUUUGUAAGGAAAUACAUAAUGCCGCUCUAUUACAUUGCCAGCGGAUGGUUCAGAGAAGCUCUGCAUAAGGAUGCCAAAAGGCAGUACCGCUACGAUGUUUUUAUUUCCUACAGCAGUAAGGAUGAGCGCUGGGUCAUGGAAAACCUUCUUCCUAACUUGGAGCAGCGUGGCCCUCCGUUCUUACGUGUCUGUUUACACGGUCGGGACUUUCAGUUGGGGAAAGACAUUGUUGAAAACAUCACAGACAGCAUCUAUGCAAGCCGCCGAACUCUUUGUCUUGUCAGCCGUAACUUCCUCCGUAGCACCUGGUGUAGUUUGGAGAUGCAGCUGGGCACCUACCGGCUCCAGGUAGAACAGAGGGACAUUCUUAUCCUGGUCUUCUUAGAAAAAAUCCCCUCUCACUUGCUAUCCUACCAUCACAGGUUGGCCCGGCAGGUAAAAACUAGGACCUAUCUGGACUGGCCAAUGGACAAUGAGAAGCAUGAGGAAUUCUGGGACAGGUUAUGGGGUAAAUUGAGCUCUGAUUAAAGUAACUAGACUUUACUGUACACUGUAUGCAUUGAUAGACACAUUUAACCCUCAUGCGCUCACAUGAACGUUUUUGUCCUUUUACAUUUUUUUAUUUUGGCUGUGUUAAUGCAAACUGCAUACAUUUUGCUGAAGGUCUGUAUAUUUAUCAUUCAUUUUGUAUAAAAAAAAUUUGUAUCUGUUGGCAAGGAUUCAAAAUAUAAAAAAUAUGAAAUUUAAAAUGUUUUAAAUGUGUACUGCCUUUCUUUUGAUGAUGCCGUUUUCAAUGUUUGAACUAAGGAGCAAAUAUUGUUUUACAUUAUGUGUGUUUGUAUGGAUGUCAGAGUGUGGUUUGCAUGUGUGCAGUUGCAGUUCAUCUUUGAGUCUCCCAAAUGUAACGUACGGUGGGGGGGGUCCACUGCACAUUUUUGAUUUUCUGAAUUAUGUGAAAUUGCUAAUAAUACAAAAUGAUAAUGUGGACACCAAGGUGAAUUGGUUUAGUCUUGACUUAUGGUUGUGAAUGACAGUGUUGGGGGAUGGGAAAUCGGUUGAUUACCGAGUGACAGAGAUGGACAGGAAAAUGUCAAAAUGUCAUCAGGUGCUUAACUUAGAAAAAAGAAAAGAAGAAGAGAAGAAACUAGCAAAACAUAAAGGUAUGCAACUAUGUUGUCUAUGUAUGGUUAUUAUAGUGUCUAUGUCAUGAAUGAAGGGCUAAUGUUAAUUAGUGGGUAUAACUUGGUAAAAAUUCGGUUUCAACCCAACAAAAACAAAAUCUGUUGAGGUUGGAGGUCAGGUUUUAGUUUGUGUUCCUUUUGGUGCUGUGUCACCAUAGUGACGCUUUG